UGUCGGUCUGCCUCGCCUUCACAGCGGUCAUCGGUUAUCGGUCUCUGCUCAGCCAGCGAAAACAGGAUGCUGCUCGGCUACAGACGGUAUACCCCGCUGCUGGUGGUGAUCUGUCUGACGGGGAUCGAGGCAAGCUGCAGCAGAUUUAGAACAGAACGUUCCAUCAAGAAAGCGAUCACCAGGGCCAUCGCUGAGGCCGGCCUCACCCUGGCGGACCCUUGCCCGGAUGGCUUCGUGCCUUGCGCCGGCCAGUGCUACGCUCGCCUGGACACCGCCGUAGCAUACGACCAGGCUGCGGCGGACUGCGCGGAGCGCCAGGCUCACCUGGCCGUGCCGCGCACCAACAAUGAGAACCUGUGCGCGGCCGGGCUGGCCGGCCACGAGCGGAUCUGGCUGGGCAUCACAGACCGCCAGGAGGAAGGCGUAUAUCGAGCUUUUGACGGAAGUGUGGUGACGGCCAGCGAAACGCACUGGUCCCAGGGCCAGCCAGACAACACGGCGGGCGUCGAGAAUUGCGUGGAGAUGUGGUAUCGCGGCGUUUGGAAUCACGCCCGCUUCGCAGAGUGGAAUGACCUGAAGUGUACCGACCAUGUUUUCCCGAUGUGUCAGCUCGACUGCCCCGGGUCUUCCACGCAUCCGCGCUCUUUGAAAGCAGCUGAUAACGCAACUACGGUGCUUUGAAAACUGAAAAGAAAUUAUGCGGAUUAGGACCCCGUCAGAGUUUGCAAUUUGCUAGCCCCACGGAUUCAGACGACUUGGAAGCUUCUCAGACCAUGCUGCCCGUGUCACUGCUAGGAAGCAAUAAUCGUUCGCUAUUGACUGCUGAGACCAGCCGUUCACGUAAUGUUUGCUUGAAGUAGUUCACUACACACACCUGGGGAAGUUUUGCAGGCAGUAUCUCCCCGGGUAUGGCUCGCCCAGUGAAGACGCCCGUCCGAAGAGCGUGGAUGGGCUAGGCCUAGAGAAGGCAGCCGGCUUGAAAAACGCGCGGAAAAUCACUCAUUGCAUUGAGCUCACUGCACUCAUUGCACUUGACCGAGCUGUCACUGAAUUCCGCCCCCCCCCCCCCCUAAAAAAUCCUGGCUCUGCCCGUGGCGAUGAAUCAUCUCGGUGCGAAAUUCGUACAUGAUUGGAUUGUUUUAGUUUGUGAGUAGCAAGCGCAUGAUUAACGAUUGGAAAAGCGAUCGAUAGUCCGUGUAUACGGGAUUCGUCUGUUGCCUGUCCGAUGCUGCCUUUCACGCUACCUUAACGCACACGCUAUACUUUGUGCUGCCAGAUUGUCUAGGAAUAAGCCAUGCUGUUCUGUGCACACGGCUGGCGGGCUUGACAUUUGUCAAAAAUUUUGUUAAAGGCGACGCUAACACCGUGCAAGAGAAAUAAAGCAAGGUCACUGACCAAUAAUUCU
This is a messenger RNA of Pollicipes pollicipes, 1405 nucleotides long. Its product is annotated as hepatic lectin. Bases 67 to 681 code for a protein of 204 amino acids. Gene Ontology annotation, biological process: ossification. NCBI's taxonomy places the organism in Eukaryota, Metazoa, Arthropoda, Thecostraca, Pollicipedomorpha, Pollicipedidae. Gene Ontology annotation, molecular function: growth factor activity. The record is from RefSeq and is a predicted model, not a curated record. The transcript has 2 exons.